UCGCCUUUUCCGUGUAGAAGAAGUAGUUUGUCAGUCGCCCAGUCUCCUCGCUAGACCUCUCAGCAAGGUGGUGUCUGCCCGGCCACCGCCGACGCACGCGACAACUCUGCCCCCAAGACACCCGCCUUGUUCCGGGUCCCUUGACCAAACUUCUUCCCCGGUGAUACCAGCCCGCUGUUUCGGCCAUGGCGACCAGUGCCAAGCGAAAGCAAGAGGAGACUCAUCUGAAGAUGCUCCGGGAAAUGACUAGCCGGCCCGCGAAUAGGAAAUGCUUCGACUGCGACCAGCGCGGCCCGACCUAUGUCAACAUGACAGUGGGCUCCUUCGUCUGUACCACCUGCUCUGGGAUCUUGCGAGGACUGAAUCCCCCACACAGAGUGAAGUCCAUCUCUAUGACCACAUUCACACAUCAGGAAAUUGAGUUCCUACAGAAACAUAGCAAUGAGGUCUGUAAACACAUCUGGUUGGGCCUCUAUGACGACAGGACAUUGGUUGUUCCAGAUUUCCGAGAGCCACAGAAAGUAAAAGAGUUCCUUCAGGAAAAAUAUGAAAAGAAAAGAUGGUAUGUUCCUCCAGACCAGGCAAGGGCAGUAGUAAGUGUCCAGGCCUCUGUGUCCGGCUCCUCAGCCAGCAGCACUGGUAGUACCCCAGAAGUCCAACCCCUCAAGACCCUGCAGCUCAACAAGACCCCACUGCGCCAGUCUCCAGGGCUAGGUCGUUCCCAGGCUCACAGCGCUGCCCAGGAGAAGAAGUUUGACUUGCUCUCGGACCUAGGAGGAGAUAUCUUUGCUGCUCCACCCACUCAAACUUCGAGCUCUACCAACUUUGCCAACUUUGCACAUUUUCCAAGCCAGUCAGCACCUCAGGGUAAUUCAAAUACCAACUUUGCCAACUUUGAGGCAUUUGGAAACACUGAAAUUCCAUCCCAUCUGAGCACGUCACCCCCCUCAAAGUCCUUUUCAUCAGGGGGAGGUGUGCCAAUCCCAUCAAUGUCUAGUGCCGUCCCCACCCAGUCCCACACAGGGAGCACAGAGGAUCGCUAUGCUGCUUUGGCUGAGUUGGACAACAAGCUUAGCGUCACUGUCUCCACAGGCAGCAAUGUGCAAGGGAACAUAUUUGGACCAGUGCUUGGUUCAUCACCAGCCCAGAAUCCACCUGUGUUACCCAGCAUGCAGCCUGGCUUUGGAGCCGUCCCAUCCACAAAUCCCUUUGUUGCUGCCGCCGUUGCCCCAGAGAUGGCCACCAACCCUUUCCAGACCAAUGGCAGAGCUCCUUCUGCAGCCUCGUUUGGUACUGGCUCUAUGAGCAUGCCUGCCGGCUUUGGGAAUGCGUCUUCCUACUGCCUGCCGACCAGUUUCAGCGGAAACUUCCAGCAGCAAUUCCCUGGCCAGGCCCCCAUCCCUUACUCUCAACCUGGGGCCUACCACCCUCAGUCUAAUGGCCCUGCAUUCCCAGUCUACGGUCAAAACAAGCCCUCCAUGACGCCCUUUGGGCAGCCCAUGGCUGGACCUGGCUUGUCCAAUAACCCAUUCAUGGCGGGAGCCCCAGCUGGGUCAUUUCCUUCAGGGGGUUCAUCCACCAACCCUUUCCUGUAGCACAGCUCCCAGUCCUCGCCACCAGAGGGCAGCAUGCAGCACAUAUUCAACGCACCCAUUCCGUCAUGCAAUUAGACGCAGUACAUUUUUAAAAAAAGACUUUGUUUUGUUUUUUCAUAAAAAAAAGUUUACAACACUAUGAAGGAGUGCAAAGGACUAUAUUGAAGACUAAGGGACUGUUAUGGGGGGAAAUGUACUGUUUGGACUAUAUACAAUACAUUAUAUGCUUUUUAUUUUUAGUUUGACUAAGCUUUGUGCAUAUCAUCAUUUGUAAUCACAAUUAAGUACAUGUUAUGUAUAACAAGGACUGAGUUAACAUGGGUGAGUAUACACACACCUUGUGGAAAAAACCCCACUACAAACUAUCUACUUAGGUAAGGGUAUACACUUUAAGAUUAUUAACAGGGUUCUAUCCAAAUCCUUGAUCUGUGGUUUGAAGCAACCAUGAUGAUGCAGGUAUUUCAUUUUCAAAAGGGAUUUCUUUUUUUUAGCAUAAUUGCUACUAUACUAGCACUAAGGUGCAAAAUGUGCUUUAUUAACUUACAGAUCCAGAUCCAAGUUGCCUAUAACCCAAAGCAACCAAACCCACCUCUUUUUAAAUUAGAAUAAUGUCCCAAGCAGGUAUAUGGGACACCUAUGGGGCAUCCUGGACUCUUAGUCAUCCUUUUUAAAUAUUGCCAAUAUCUGUGAAAUUGUGAAUAAAGAGUAGGGGCUAGUUUGAAGCCAAGGGCAGCUCCUUAAAUAAGAGGCCAGCAGAGACUUAGAUGUUUUAGCCCACCAGGUAAAGGUGUGUCUACUAGAGCACAAAUGAAUGAAAUAGAUGAGAAGUGCAGGCAUUAAGAUGACUAUUUCUUUGUCCUGUUACCCUACCUACUCUAUAAAACAUUGGUAAAAUUGUUAAAUAUACUCAGUAACCUCUCUCCUGCUGGUUGAAAAUGUCAGAGGAGCAAGUUUCAGAUAUUCACUAUAUUUUAUGAAUAUGGUAAAGAUGAAAAGAAAGACUGUUUAGAAAGCUUCAGGUUUGUAGAUGUGACCCAAGUUGGGUUGCCUCAAAACAAGUGACGUAGUUAUUCACAUGGUUGCAGGUGACUGGUCCUCUUGACAGGGAAUGACAGGUUUACCAGACCCUGUCUAGGCAAAAAAUUAACAUUUGAAAAUAAAAUAUUUAUGAAAUGUUUAUGUUGUAUUCACCACAUUCCCUUGACAUCUGUCUUCUUCUUUGCCUUCUGAUUUAAAAAGCUUUUGGAGUGAAGAACAGGAUGAGGAGAAAUAUUGAUCUCCCUUCAGUUUGCUUUAAAAUAAGGCAAGGGAAAAGAACAGAUUCAUUUCGGGAUUAUUACAUUACUGGAUCAGCCUGGGACUCCGGAGAAAUAGGGUCUCAGUUGUGCCACCAAUGACUAACAGUGAAUUUGACAAUGUGUUUCUUGUCUUUACAAGAAUAGGUAAGUAAAUGUGUACAUAUAUAAAUAUAUGUAUAAAUAAAUUAAAAGAUUUUUAACUACAA
Messenger RNA from Siniperca chuatsi (mandarin fish), 3099 nucleotides. It is a transcript of the gene agfg1b, whose product is annotated as ArfGAP with FG repeats 1b. The coding region runs from base 186 to 1595 and encodes 469 amino acids. The record is from RefSeq and is a predicted model, not a curated record. Gene Ontology annotation, molecular function: GTPase activator activity. The transcript has 12 exons. NCBI's taxonomy places the organism in Eukaryota, Metazoa, Chordata, Actinopteri, Centrarchiformes, Sinipercidae.